This is a messenger RNA of Chinchilla lanigera (long-tailed chinchilla), 2459 nucleotides long. RefSeq names its product prion protein (gene Prnp). Gene Ontology annotation, cellular component: membrane. The record is from RefSeq and is a predicted model, not a curated record. Bases 117 to 851 code for a protein of 244 amino acids. Lineage: Eukaryota; Metazoa; Chordata; Mammalia; Rodentia; Chinchillidae. The transcript has 2 exons. Gene Ontology annotation, biological process: protein homooligomerization.
CUUGUUUUUUAUUACUGUUUUGAAGGACGCCUGAAAUAUUUGAAAACUGAACGAUUUAGGCCAAGCCAAAGCAUUCUGUCUUCCCAGAGGCACUGGUCAAAGCCAGAGCAUUCAUCAUGGUGAAGGCUGGCUGCUGGCUGCUGGUUCUUUUUGUGGCUACAUGGAGUGACUCUGGCCUCUGCAAGAAGCGACCAAAACCAGGAGGAGGGUGGAACACUGGGGGCAGCCGUUACCCAUCCCACAGCGGGGGGACCUGGGGCCAGCCCCAUGGUGGUGGCUGGGGACAGCCUCACGGCGGUAGCUGGGGCCAGCCCCACGGCGGUGGCUGGGGCCAGCCCCAUGGUGGUGGCUGGGGUCAUGGAGGUGGCAGCUACAGUCAGUGGAACAAACCCAGUAAGCCCAAAACCAACAUGAAGCACGUGGCGGGUGCCGCGGCGGCUGGGGCAGUAGUGGGGGGUCUCGGCGGCUACAUGCUGGGGAGCGCCAUGAGCAGGCCCCUCAUUCAUUUCAGCAAUGACUACGAGGACCGUUACUACCGUGAAAACAUGUACCGUUACCCCAACCAAGUGUACUACAAGCCUGUGGAUCAGUACAACAGCCAGAACAGCUUUGUGCAGGACUGCGUCAAUAUCACGAUCAAGCAGCACACGGUCACCACCACCACUAAAGGGGAGAACUUCACCGAGACCGAUGUGAAGAUAAUGGAGCGCGUGCUGGAGCAGAUGUGCACCACGCAAUACCAGAAGGAGUCGCGGGCCUACUACUACCACGGCAGGGCUGGCUUGGUGCUCUUCUCCUCCCCACCUGUGAUCCUCCUCAUCUCCUUCCUCAUUUUCCUGAUAGUUGGAUGAGGAAGACUUCCUAUUUGUACCAUCUUCUUCAUCUUGGUCCAGGUUGGGGGAGGGGUAUCCAGCUGCAGCCCUUUUAGUGGUGGCAUCUCAUUCUUGCUUCUCUCUUUGUCCCCUAUAGGCUAAUACCCUUGGCACCAAAGGGCACUGGAAAACGUAGGGUAGACCCAGAUGCUAUUUAUUCAAGGCCCCUUUGAGUCCUUCGUUGGCCAUUGCAGGCCGGUAAGAGUAUAACAGCAAAUAAUCAGCGGUUAGUGUAGGUUUAUUUUUGGCCUAGUGCACCGGGUUGAGGCUGAAGCAGAUCUCCAGUUGUCAAAUAUCUUUGCCUGAACUUCUGUGGCUCCUUCAGUAGCCAGAGCUCAGGACAUGAAUGUUGCAGCUUAGCAAUGAUUUUUAUAGCAGUUUGGAAAUUUUUUCUCUUCCACUCUAAGAAAACCUCACAGCAUUUCUGCCGAAUUUUAAGAAAAGGCCACAUGAUACUCAUUCAAAAGAUGGAAAAGCAAACAAUAGAAAUCCUUCACCCUCGGGCUGCAAGCUCAGCCUGCGGGAAUAUGUCCUGUGUCCACAGAGAGCCUUUGCCAUGGGGGCUGCACAGCAGUUGCUGCAUCAAGAGGAAAAAACUGCAACCCUAGGCCUCCAAGCGGAGGCCACACUCACAGAAGGUGAGCGUGACUGUGACACAGACCGGAGGCUUCUGGGACUGAAGGCGCCAGCGUUUACGAAUGUUGCCCUUGGAGACAGCCUCCCGUGUGGGAUGGGUAAGGCAUCCACACGCGGCACCCUUUCUUUAGAAACAUAAACACAGGUACCCGAGGCAGCACAGAAAUUACUUACCUUCUACGCACUGAAGGCAAAGUUUCUUUGUUCAUUUACUGGACACUAGAAUGAUUUUAGCCUUGUUUGGGAGGAACCAGGAGAUGGCAACUCCCGGGAAAGCUGCAGUUGCAAAGCACGGGCCUCUGGAGGAUUACGUAAGAAAAAGUGUCACGGUGCAGGCCAGAAGGCUCACGUUUCUUCAUUUCUGCCUCAGAAUUGUGCAAAACCAGAAUUAGGUCGAGUCCUUAGUUCCUAUAAUUUGCUUUUAAAUCAAAGAACAAGGAGACAAUCUAAAAAAAUAAGUUGCAGAUGACAGAAAUAUCCAUUCCAAGUGGAAGAAGAAAUUCUAUUACUAUUGUCAAAUUAAGGUCAAUUCUUCACUAAAUUAUUUAGUACUGUCACCUAGCAAAUAUCUAUUACUAUUCUGCAAUGUUAUUGGCUUGCACUAUGUGGGUAUUCUAUGUAAAACGUAUCUGUAAAAUACAUAUUGCAUAUGGCAAACUUAGAAGUUUUGUUUAGAGCAGUAACAUCUGAAGUGUCUAAUGCAUUAGCCAUUUUGUAAGGCAUUAAAUAAACCUAAAAUGUGGGAACCCUUUUGCAUAGCCCUUAAGCUUAUAAUGUGCACUGAACAGUUUUGUAUAAAAGUCCAAAGUGGACACCACUAACUGGUCUUGGAAAUAUGCAUGUACUUUAUAUUUUCUAUAUUUGUAACUUCGCAUGUACUUGUUUUGUUGUAUAAGAAGUUUGUACGUGUUUACUAUCUGACUGAAAUUAAACCUAGCUACAGUGACCACA